This is a messenger RNA of Lathyrus sativus (Indian pea), 210 nucleotides long. NCBI's taxonomy places the organism in Eukaryota, Viridiplantae, Streptophyta, Magnoliopsida, Fabales, Fabaceae. The record is from the annotation of a GenBank genome assembly.
AUGGAUUCUGCACCUCUUCCCAGCAUUGAUAAACUUAGAGACGACUUUAUUUGCACAAUUUGUUUGAAUAUAUUCUUUGAGCCUGUCACCAUAUCUUGCGGUCACAGCUUUUGUAAGAAAUGUUUGGUUGUUGCUAUGGACAAGUAUAAGAAAAAUUGCCUGGUUUGCAGACAGUGGGUUAACAUAAGGUUUAUGUUUAUAAAGUUUUGA